This is a messenger RNA of Owenia fusiformis, 4250 nucleotides long. NCBI's taxonomy places the organism in Eukaryota, Metazoa, Annelida, Polychaeta, Sabellida, Oweniidae. The record is from the annotation of a GenBank genome assembly.
GGAAAAGUGAGAAGCUGAGAAGAACAGAAAGAAGAUAUAGUGUGGAAGUAAUAUCUCGGGGACAAUUUGCACUCUUUUCAUAUAAAUAGAGACAGGGGAGAAAAUAAGAGACUUUAUAGUGUCCAAUAGAUCAACAACAUGGCUGGGAGGGGGCGUGGUACACAUAUUAGGGUGAAAAAACUAGAGAAACCCCGCCCACUUAGGAGUGUAUCAGAGGACUUGACAGCUGUCAAUCAAGCAUUUGAACCUGACAAUCAAAAGGAGGACAUUGAUGAUGUAUUCUUAGGAGAAGAAGAGUAUGAUAGAAGGACACCAGAAUCAUAUGCUGACAGUAGGGUACCUCCUUUACCAGAUGGGAGUAUGUUGAAUUGGGUGAGAGCCAUAGAAUAUGAACUUGAGAAAGGGAACUACAUUGAUGCAGAUAUUCAGGCCAUAUGUGAGUCCAUACAGAUGAAAGGUCCACUCAUGGACAGAAUAAAUUCAGUUUGUCUCGAUCCUGUAUUUGAAGCAGUGCGUCGUGUUAUCCGGCAACCCGAUCUUACAGGUCUAGAUCGCUUGAGUCUGUUAGAAGUUAUUGAAAUGCGAGCCAAUGACUGGGAACCUAAUGGCCCAAGACAUGAGUUUUACACCAAAGCCUAUCCCCAGAUGGAAGCUAGAUUUGCUGCUGAAAACAGAGAUGCCGGCACAUAUGCAUCAAAGAGAAUGAUCCAUAACACCCUCAAUAUCAAACUUGCCCCUGAACUGCAACGGGAACCCCCACAUAUUCAAGCAGACGGUGACACCUAUGAACCAAACAACAAUCCACCAAAUAUUGAUAAACUGAACUUUGUGAAGCAAGUGGAGGAGUUAUGCCUGCAGAAUGGUAACAACAAAGACAAAGAGUCUGAAAUUGACUCUCCUGAUAUUCCAGUUUAUGACUCCCCUUGUCAUAUUCCAGUACGGAGUGAUAAUAUAAAUCCAAUUCUAGCCACACUUGAAAAGGUGAUCAAUGAACGAAAGUUGAAUAUUCCCCAGAAGAAGUUGACAGCAAGUCGUUCAGUGAAGAAGUUCAUGAAAAGUGUAAGUGAGGAUAAUGAGAUUCAGAUUAUAAAGGAACUGUAUGGCAAAAAAUCAGAUUGUGAAUUCAUAAAUGACGUUGUUGAUCAUGACACUGAUAAGUUUACACCAAAAGAAGCUCAUGACAUCACAAGGUUAGUCACCAAAGAGGACAACCAAAAGACAUUGCAGUUUCCUGUUCAAAAUACGCCUGCAGUUGAUUUGACCAAAAUGAAAUAUGAACUUAAAAAUCUCCAGUUGACAACUAAUAUUCACGAGAAUAAACCAUCAAAAUCUGCAAGACCUCAUUCUCUCGAAGACAACAUUGCCUUUCGUAGAAGUAAUUCUGAAAACGAUGUUGGUCAUAAUUAUUAUGAAAAAGAGUCCAUUGGUAAACUUUCUCUUGUUAAUGAUAAAUACAAGGGACCUUCCAAGAAAAAGUGGAGGGAUGAAUGGCUUAUGAGGAAUUUCGAUGAAGAAGGAUCAGGCUCCAGUUACGAGAGUUCUCGUGCAAGUACAGUGUCGCCCCCUAUUGAGAGGAUGUCUAGUUUGCGUAUGGAUGCAGAAGACAUAUUCAAGCCUCAGGACAACAAAAAGAAAAAGUCUGAUACAACAAUAUUCUCUAUAUCCAUCCGUGAUUCUAAAGUGUUCACACACAAAGUCAGUGGGUUCAUCGCCAUGGCUACAGAUACAUCCAUUCAAAGAAUUGAAGGUCUUGGCGAUUCAGAGGUAGCGAUAUUUGAGAUCUCAGGACCAAUCAAAGGGAGGAACCUUGCUGUAGCGCGGAUUGCAGAGUACUGCCAGUCUAUCGUGAAGAACCCCAGGGAAUGGGUGCAGCAACACGACUUACUAAAGCAACAACAACAACAAAAAGUUAAAAAUGAACCUCCUCCGAAGAAGGAAGACCCUGUGAUCAACCACAUAUCUGAUAAAGCCCAGUGGGAGGACAACUGCGGACAGUAUGUUUACCACUUAACAAUAAAGAGCAUUAUCAUGGGUAGAUUGCUCGGUGUACAAGGUCAGAGAAUAAAAGUCAUAGAAGAAGAAUCAGAAACUAACAUCUCAGUCUACAAGAAUGAUAAAGAUCUGAUGUACCGACCUGUUGUAGUGUAUGGACCAUCAAUUGAGGCAGUUGGUAUUGCAGUUGAUAUGAUUGAAGAAUGUAUAGCUUUAAACGCAGAACCUAGUCGGAUUCCCAGGAGCAGAGUUGUUUCCACAUCUAGUCAUCUUUCUACGGCAUCAAGUUAUACUCUGUCUGAGUCAGACAGUCCACACACAGACAGGGACCAUGGCCAUGCAAGUAGAAAUUAUGAAAGUCAGGGAGGAAUUCAAAUGCAACAUCCCAAUGCAGUCAUCAAAUAUACUCAAGCAACUAGUCAAAGCAAGUCUGAUGUUCCAAUGACUCCCAGAGGUAGGGGCAGAGGGAGGGGUAUGAUGUCACUCAAAAAAGAAGCUCCGCCUCCAGGAAUUAGUAGACAGGUGUCAUGUCCAGCAAUUUGUAGCCAAUCAGAAAGCAGCAAAGUACCUCUUGUUGUGAGUCCUUCAACAAAUUUGAAAAGAUCUGAAGAUGAUUUGGACUGGGAAGAUGUCGACUCAGGUGAGAUAUUUAAGUUUGGCCAAAAGCAUUACGGUGUCACCUCCUUUGCUAUCAAUCAGGCAGCCCCUUACAAUGGCCUUGGCACAAAGGGUGAUGAUAAGGCAACAAAACCCAUUAAUAAAUCAUCGGGAAUCAUAAACACUUCCCCAACAACACUUUCCCAGGAUAUGCCGAGUAGUGAUGCCAGGGAUAUGUUCCCAGAGGAGAAACCUAUAAGAGGCUUAAAGAGUAGGCAAGCCAGGAAACUUAAUAUAGAGUCAGAGAACACUCGUCAAAAUGCUCAAGAGACUAUUCUCAGUGAUAAAAUGAGAGAAUCUAAUAAUAGCAUGACUUCCCCGAGCAGUCCAGCUAGACCAUUAGCCGAUACACCACCAAAGGAGGCUCCUUUGAGGAUAAUCCACAGGAGUCCGAAAAGACCAGAAUCCUCAGUUAAAGCUCCAAAUGAACAGUUAGCUGAAGAUGAACAGGUCAAAGGACAAAGCAAGGAGACAAUCGCUGCAGAAAUGCAGAAGUUAGAAACAACAAUAAGACAACUCUCACUUGAUGACGAUACUCUGAUUGAGGCUUUUGAAAAUGUUCGUAGAAAAUUAAACCAAGGACAAGAUGACAAUGAAACGUUGGAAACGAACCCAUUUGCUGAGAAAACAAGUCCGGUUCAGGUGUCAAUGUCUCGUAAACUUGAGUUUGACAAUGAAAGAAGCAAAUUGGAAAAAGGAAACAUCUUAAACUGGCGUAAAGGCGCUGUUAAAACUCCACCCGUGGAUCAAUAUGCAUCAGGGGACCCACCAAGGCUCUUCCAUGAAAGGGAUUCCUCCCGGCUGUUCCAUGAAAGGGAUCCACCCAGGCUGUUCAAGAGAUCACUCUCUCACCAAGAGACAAGUUCAUCUAGCUGGAGAAGAAAUGAAACAAUGGACCAGGGAAUGUUCAGUUCAAGUACAAGUGAAGAUGGCUCAUUUGGGGAAGCUGCUAGUGCUUCUAAGGGGCCUGUAUGGAGACCCCCAAACAGAGAAUUUAGGGCUGGGUCUGGUUCCCACCCUGGUAGAGGGAAUGCUGUUGCGUUUCUAAGGCAACCCUUAGGGGCCUUGCAGACUGAUGAUUUAUUCGAUAGUGUAGAAGAAACGAUGCCAGUAGGGCCCAACACGGCUACACACAGGAGACAUCUGUUCAGGGAAACCAGUUCCAGGUUCCAUGCUAAGCAGCUUUUGAAACAAACUCCAACACAUCCCAAGUAUCGCUAUAACAGAACUGAACUCUUCCGUGGGAUGACGUCUCUAGUUGGUCUCUCAAUGCCACAUGAAUGGAUGUAUCUUGUAAGAACACUGCCAGAAAUAUGUCUCAAAGAGCCUCACCAUCCAAAUCUGCGAAAACUUUCUACAGAACUCCAAGAAUCAGCAAAAAAAACGCAAACUAUCUCGCUCAAAAUCUACCCCUGAGUAUUCCACAACCAGUGAGCCUGCUUCACACGAUGCUUUCGAAAAAUAUAAUUACACUUGGUCAAGUGACACUUUCAAGGAAAAGAAAAACUCAAUUCCAGAAUCUAUGCCUAACGAAGACAUACCAGAAUCUUCAACUAGUCAAAAAACUCAAGAAUGCUGUUCAGAAGUGCAAGAUUCUGCAA